Molecule: messenger RNA, 283 nt
Organism: Staurois parvus
Lineage: Eukaryota; Metazoa; Chordata; Amphibia; Anura; Ranidae
Source: the annotation of a GenBank genome assembly
UCAUGGGGCCUCCGGUCAAUAGGGGAUCAUGGGGCCCCUGUAUCCUUGCUCAAACUCAAAAAAGCCUAUGAAAAAGGUAGGUACCAGGGGCAUCUCAUGGGGCCCCCUACUGACCCUGGGCCCUCAGGCAGUGCCCGAGUUUCCAAAUGGUCAGUCCGCCCCUGCUGACCAUGGAUGAAAAUGCAUGUAAAACGCAUUAUAUACAUUAAAUUUUAACGCAAUGCAUUAAACAGCACUAUAAGCACGUUAUAAGUUUUCAAAGACUGCAUAUCAUGUAUCACAA